UGCUGGAGCCUGUCAAUCGCUAUCGUGGGCAGUCUGUUGCCGGGAUCUGUCUCCUCCAGAACAAAAUUCUUAUCGAGUAGAGUAUCAUCCCCUUUGUGCAGCCGAGAACUCACUGCCUCUUCUUAGCCGCAUGGGUCCAAGCAAAGGCCAGACCUUGUCAGCCUCGGUUUCCCACGUGGGGAUCAUGGCUUAUCUGUCUGGCGCAAGUGGCUACCGUAUCUGGCUGAAUCAUGCAGAAUGGCGGUAACGAAACUGUGGCGUCGACCCAGGCCGGAGCAGACCAGAGGCUCUUCCAGAGACUCUUCCUCCGAUACCGUGGUGGUGUUUGCCAUACCGAGAAACCAUACUUCAUAUCACCUGCGGAGCCAUCGACCAAGCCUCAAACAUGCACAAUUUGGAGGCUCUCCGCUCCGGGACUUACAAGACCAGCGGCCUGGCUAAGCUGAAGUUGGUUGGCCCUCUAGAAUCGUUUCCAACUGAAAUCCUUGAGCUUGGCGAGACCUUGGAGCAUCUGGACCUCUCAGGCACGGGCUUGUCCACCUUGCCCGAUGAGUUUGGCACUCGGCUGCCUCGGCUCAAGAUCGCCUUCUUCUCCGACUGCAACUUUGCCACGUUCCCCAGGGGGCUGGCGGGAUGCCCUUUUCUCGAGAUGGUCGCGUUUCGUGGAAACGGCAUGACGACCGUCCCAGAGGACUCGUUCCCUCCGCGUCUUCGAUGGUUGAUUCUGACCAACAACCAGAUCGAAAGGCUGCCUGCCAGCAUCGGGACCUGCUCGCGACUCCAGAAGUGCAUGUUGGCGGGCAACCGCCUGACAGAGCUGCCAGACGAAAUGUCCUCAUGCCAGAAGCUCGGCCUGCUGCGGCUCUCGGCGAAUCGCCUCGCGAAGCUCCCCAACUGGCUAUUUGAACUUCCGGAGCUGGCAUUUCUCUCAUUUGCUGGUAACCCAUGCGCCUCCACAAGGUUCAACUCGGGCAGAGCUCGGCGGAACUCAAUGAGCCUCCCCCAAAUUCACUGGUCCAACCUCGAGAUCCACCACAUACUGGGUGAAGGUGCCUCUGGCAUCAUUUCCAAAGGCGUGCGUCGGUGCUCCAAAGGGUCCAGGUCGGAAGAGGAGGUGGCAGUCAAGCUGUUCAAGGGCUCGCUCACGAGCGAUGGCACUCCCGCCGAUGAACUCGAAGUCUGCAUGUCGGCGGGCUCUCAUGAAAACCUCAUCGAUGCCCUGGGGAGAAUCCACGGCCACCCAGACGCGUCGGCAGAGGAAUUCCGCGGCGGGCUUGUCAUGCAGCUGAUUCCUCCCUUCUACCGUACUCUCGGCAAGCCCCCAACGCUGGAAAGCUGCACGAGAGACCACUACGAUCCGGAUGCUGCCCUCUCGCCCGAGGCCGCUAUGGGUGUGCUGUCAGGUAUCGCAUCAGCGGCGCGACACCUCCACGCCAACGCCAUCGCACACGGAGACCUGUACGCGCACAACAUCCUCGUCAGCGGUGAUGGCCAUGCACUACUUGGGGACAUGGGUGCCGCCACCAUCUACGGCGACCAGCGGUUCCCGCUUUUAGAGAAACUCGAGGUGCUGGCCUUUUCGCACCUGAUCGAAGACGUCCUGGGGCUGAUGGGCCGCGGUAGCCACGACGACCAUGCAGAGGUGAGGGAGCAGCUGCAGGAUAUCCAUCGACAAUGCUCGGCACCUCACCCGUCCGACCGGCCAGGCUUCGCCGCCGUCAUUGAAGCUUUGCGGGGGCCUGCAGAGUUGGUGAAUAAAGCUUCAUUGCCCAACUGAGACACCUCAUGCCAUUUAAGAAGUCGUCAGAGUUGGGAGAGACCAAUGCGCAAACGCCAGUGGCUUGUCACUUUCGCCAUGUAUCCAGUCGGCUAUUCAUCAGCGCCGUCCAGUCAGGGCUCAAAUCACCCUGCCGGCAACUCCGGCCACGGCCGAGGUACUUCUAUGACAUACAAACCUACACACGGCACAGUAAAACCUGUCGAGCGACGUUUCGUCCUCUUUUGGUUAGCCUACCAAGGCAACCUUUUUUUUUUUAGUUUCGGCUUCCCCGCGAGAUCGAUCGUCGUGCAGGCCGAAUAUCAGAUACCGGGGAUGGCUUGAUCAAGAGCUUCUAGGCCGGCCUCUAUCCCUAUAACGUCAGCUGGUUUCUUCUCUCCCACUCUCCCUUGCAAAGUGAAGCACGGCUGUCAGUGGUUGGGGGAGCACUUCCCCACCAGCGAUCGGCUGGCACACAUUAGCUCAGCCAGGAAGUGAUUGCUACAGACAGUGUGCCACGAAAAUCAC
Gaeumannomyces tritici R3-111a-1 is the source of this 2284-nucleotide messenger RNA. RefSeq names its product serine/threonine protein kinase. The record is from RefSeq and is a predicted model, not a curated record. NCBI's taxonomy places the organism in Eukaryota, Fungi, Ascomycota, Sordariomycetes, Magnaporthales, Magnaporthaceae. Gene Ontology annotation, biological process: protein phosphorylation. Gene Ontology annotation, molecular function: ATP binding; protein kinase activity; protein binding. Bases 386 to 1777 code for a protein of 463 amino acids. The transcript is spliced from 2 exons.